Messenger RNA from Theobroma umbraticum, 2600 nucleotides. Its product is annotated as basic helix-loop-helix (bHLH) DNA-binding superfamily protein. Gene Ontology annotation, biological process: regulation of DNA-templated transcription. The record is from RefSeq and is a predicted model, not a curated record. Gene Ontology annotation, molecular function: protein dimerization activity; DNA-binding transcription factor activity. NCBI's taxonomy places the organism in Eukaryota, Viridiplantae, Streptophyta, Magnoliopsida, Malvales, Malvaceae.
GAUGUCAGAGCUUUUCCCCACUAGAAAGAGAACAAAACCAUAUAAAAUUAAACAAAAGAUUAUCUAUUAGGUAAGAUUCAAAAUGCUUCUCUGGUGUCUCAUGCUCCCCAUCUGCAGAAAUAUACUCUUACACACCCACCAAACUGACCAAAAAGCCUUAUCUUUCUCAAAACCCACCUUACACCUCCUUUCAACUUAUGAAAUUAUAUUUUAUUUAGCUCCCCUUUUUCCUUGUAUUCUACAUUAUUCAGGUCCUUAUAAAAAGCAUUUGUUCUAUUACAAUAUUGGUCUUUUUAUUCUUCCUAUCUAUAUAAGCAUGCGUUUAAACAUAAUACCGUGUCAAUACUAUUUCUCCAGGACAGCUCAAGGUAAAUAUCUUCCCUCAACUCUAUAUAUAAGCACCAAACUUUUUAUGCAUACAUGAAUUUUAGUUAUGCUUUCCAGGAUUACAAUCAUGUUUAUCUUUUGUUGGAGGAUUUAUUGGGGCAAUUUCUUCCAUUUUAUUUCUCUUGAUAUACAGGACAGACUUCAGUUGCCAAGACUGACGCUAGCAAGGGUUGUUUUGUUCAUGAUCAUAUUUUUCAUGAUCAAGAACUAAAGACGACGGUUAGUGCCAGUUCCAGAUUAUACAGAAAGUGAUAUUAAGCUGAGGUUUGAUCCAACUUUGUCUCUGCUAAAAGACUUACAGCAAAAAUUCCUCACUUGGCUUCUUUUGGCAAGCUAACCUGAGUGCCAGCUGUAUCUGGAUUUGAGAAAAAUUUCAUCCAUGGAUGGCUUGGGAUGGGAUGACUCAGAAGUUGUAGCAAACUCAUUGCCUGUGUGGAACAGUCAGCGAAAUGAUAUAGAAGACAGUUUCUUAAUGUCCAACUCAAAUUCCUCCAUGUAUGGCGGCAAGAUGGAUCUGCCAGAAGAUAUCUUCAAUCCAGUUCAAGAACUCCAGAAAGCGGAGCCUUCUCGUGUAAAUCCAGAUUCAGAUAUAGUAAGGGAAAUCGUUCAGCAACAAGUUUCUGAACUAGAUUCAGUAAACGUUGCCUCAAACUUUAAUAUGUUGCAGCGUCAAGGAGUAAGGUUAGCAGCGGAUACAAGCCUCCUGAAAUCUGCCAACUGGGGAGAUGCUUUAUCACAAGAGUUGUACUCUUCUGCUUUGAUGAAAAGAGCUUAUGGUUUGAGCACAUCAAAUGCUUCGAUUUCUGAUAUUGGCAUGGCGGUUCAAUCACAAGUCAUAAAUGGUUUGCGAAAUGGAAAGGCUGGGGCUACAACAACUGGUUCUCUUGAGUCCUUUGAUUGCUUGCUCUCAGCAAGUAAUAGCAACACUGAUACAUCAGUUGAAGAUGAUGGGAUUUCCAUGAUUUUCUCAGACUGUAAAAACUUGUGGAAUUUUGCUGCUAGUAGUGCAGUUUCAUCAGGAGAGUCCGAAAACAAUGGCUCAAAUACCGGAAGCAAAGAUUUCAACUGUCCUGUAAAUGAGCUUGACGAAACAUUGUCCCAGAGUUCUUCGGAUCGGUACUUCAAAAAUGGCAAACUAUCACAAACAAAGCCGAGUUUUUCAAAGAGAGGCAGUGAUCAAAAAGGUGGUUUUAGGCUCAUUCCUGAGAACCCACCAAAAGCAAAGAAAGCCAGAACAGAAAAGCGCCCUAGCUCAUCGAACAUCAAUUUUCAACAGCCAAGUUCAUCAGUAUCUUCUUCCAUUGAGGAACCUGAUCCAGAAGCCAUUGCGCAAAUGAAAGAGAUGAUUUAUCGAGCUGCAGCCUUUAGGCCUGUGAACUUAGGCUUGGAAGUGGUGGAAAAACCAAAGAGGAAGAAUGUGAGAAUAUCAACUGAUCCUCAAACUGUUGCCGCAAGGCAAAGGAGGGAGAGGAUAAGUGAGAGAAUUAGGGUUCUGCAGAGGCUGGUUCCUGGUGGGAGCAAGAUGGAUACAGCAUCAAUGCUUGAUGAGGCUGCAAACUACCUUAAGUUCCUCAGGUCCCAAGUCAAGGCACUAGAAAACCUAGGCCACAAACUUGAGCCGAUGAAUUGUCCUCCUACCAAUCUUGCCUUCUCUUCUUUACCAAUCAACCACUCUCUUCCCAUGCAAACUCAUUUGCCACUCCUUAACCUUAAUCAUAUCCAACACCCGCAGAGUUGAAAAAACUAUUCCAAAGCCUAUAAAAGAAAUCCUAACCACAUGAUUCCUCAGUCACGCUCAUCAUCGUUUCAUAAUUCAUCAUUAAUGAUUAACAUGCAAAAACUUUUUCGCAGCCUCAUAGCUAGUUUUAGGACUAUACUAGAAAACUAAUCCAAAUCCCUUGAUCAUCAUUUUCGUCAUUGCAUCUACUGUAAUCAAGAGAUAAAAAGUCUUGGUAAUGAUAGAUUUCCUGAUUAUCACCACCAUUGUAUCCACCACCCAAAAGCAGAAAGGGAGUGUUAUGAUCAGUUCUAUUUCCACCAUCGUGUUUGCUGCUUCCACUUUCAGACUUAAGAUAAUUGGAGUGGAACAGCAAAAAAGAAGGGUGGAAAUAGCAUAGUUCUUGUCCACCUUUUCAUAUGAAAAGGCUUAGCAAUUAUAGCACCUAUGAUUAAGAUCAAGGGCUAGAAAGUGAUAAUCAAUUUAGUACUCUUGU